CCACCACAAUUAACAACAUAGUAGUGCCCGGCUUCCCCCCUACUUCCCUCUCUAUACGUUCGGGCGAGAGCAUUCUGCUGCAGAACAACCAUCCUCCACCGACCAGCCAGCCUGACAGUAUAUAUAUAUAUAUUACACACGCACACACAGACACAUAUAUCUCUUCAUAUACACUCGAUCAACUUCAGUAUUUAGUGUUGUGGUGUAGUUUACUGCAGACAUUCUAAAGCAAACCUACCAUUCACCUCUCUUCACCAAACUAAUUCACAGUAAUUAAAGGAAGAAAAAGAAAAGAACUAACAAUGACUCGAUCUUUGAAGUUUUCGGCCAAACUCAGCGCCUCUGAUCCACAAACCACUCCCGUCCGCAUCAUUGGACAAAUCAGGAACUUGAACAAAAUUGUGUACGAUGAUGUCAAAAUGAAGUUGGAGCCUGUGGUUACUGCUGAAAUGUAUUCUACCGCUUUGGCCUCUUUGCGUCCAUCACCAACAGACUCGUGUCCUCUCUGGUUGAAUAUGGCAUCGAUAGCUGCUCUGCCAACUCAGUGCAGCCGUCACAACACUCCUUCUCGGGCCCAUGCACUCACCAAACUGGUGAAGAGCUCUUUAACUGGGCGUAAAGAAUUCAUUGUGAUGGUCUGUGAACGUCGAGAUGUGUUGGCGUCAGCUUGCGCUAUUGCACGUGCACUUCCUGAAUAUUCCUGCAAGGCAAGCUGUACAAACAGUGUUUCGCAGUCAGUUACUGUAGAAUUUAUCUUGGUUGGUAAUGAAUGUGAAACCCCUCUCGCUGCUAGUGAUUUGGAUUGCCUUCAAACAGUCACAUCUGGCAUUAGACUGGCUGCUAGACUUGUGGAUGCUCCCUGUUCUGAAAUGCAUACUGAUGCCUUUGUGGAUGAAAUUUCUAAAAUUGGUGCUGAAUUAAAUAUUACUCCUCUUAUAAUUCGUGGAAAUGAACUUGCUGAAAAAGGAUUUGGAGGUGUUUACAAUGUUGGCAAAGCUGCAUCUCAUCCACCUGCAUUGGUUGUUCUGAGCCAUAAACCAGAAAAGGCCACAUAUAAUAUAUGUUGGGUCGGUAAGGGAAUCGUCUACGACACUGGUGGUUUAUGUAUCAAAUCUAAGGCAACCAUGCUGGGAAUGAAACGGGAUUGUGGAGGAGCAGCUGCCAUUCUUGGUGCUUUUUAUUCAACUGUCAAGUUGGGCUUCACGGAAAACUUACAUGCCAUCUUCUGCCUAGCAGAAAAUGCCAUUAGUCCCGAUGCACUCCGUCCAGAUGAUAUCAUCAAUAUGUAUUCAGGGAGAACAGUUGAGGUCAACAACACGGAUGCAGAAGGCAGAUUGGUUCUUAGUGAUGGUGUGGCUUAUGCACAAAAAGACCUCAAAGCUGAUAUUGUGAUAGAUGUUGCUACUCUGACAGGGGCUCAGGGAGUGGCAACUGGUCGUUUCCAUGCAGGUAUAGUAACCAAUAAUGAAAACUGGGAAAACGCUUGUUUAAAAGCUGGCCGUGUCAGUGGUGAUCUUGUACACGCAAUGCCAUACACUCCGGAAUUGCAUUUUGUUGAAUUUUCUAGUGCUUUAGCUGACAUGAAAAAUUCUGUUGCUGAUCGAAGUAAUGCCCAGGUUUCAUGUGCUGGCCUUUUUAUAGCUUCAAGUUUAGGAUUUGAUUAUUCUGGUAUCUGGUUACAUAUAGAUAUGGCAUUCCCAGUCUAUUCUGGCGAACGUGCUACUGGCUACGGAGUUGCCCUUCUGGCAACACUGCUCGGAGAGGGUUCUUCAAAUUCCAUGUUGCAGUAUGUAGCCCCACCUUUAGUAGAGAACUCAAUGGAUAUUGAAGAGAACGAAGUAAAAAGAAUUCGCUUAGAAUGAAAGAGAAGCAAACCCGAACCAAAAGCGGACAAGCCCUGCCUCUCCUUUGCGUGGAUCUGUUCUAUGCCAUUUGCUUGUACCAAACCAGAAUUUGGGUAGCCAAGCCAAGACUUCCUGUUGCUACGGCUACCUGGCCUUUUUUCUCCUCCUUCAUAAACAACAACAACAACAAUUACAACAGCAAAAAUAAUUAUAGUUCAUCACAUAGCAAACCUGUAGACAUUUUAGUGUAUUAAUACGACUUUCACACACCCUCUCUUGCUCUCCCCCUUUCUCACACACAUUGUAUACACAUACUGCCUUCCUACCCCCCUACCCCUGCUACUUGUUUCUAUCACUCUCUCUCACUAACCCCUGUUCUUCUUGACCCCUUCCAACAGCUAUUUUCCCUCCCUCCCUUCAGUUCCUUUCUGUAUAUCUGUAUUUAAAAAUUAAUAAACAACGGAUUCUUGAAUAAGCUGAAUAAUGA
Octopus sinensis (East Asian common octopus) is the source of this 2331-nucleotide messenger RNA. RefSeq names its product probable aminopeptidase NPEPL1. The transcript is spliced from 13 exons. The coding region runs from base 303 to 1862 and encodes 519 amino acids. Gene Ontology annotation, molecular function: metalloaminopeptidase activity; manganese ion binding. Gene Ontology annotation, cellular component: cytoplasm. NCBI's taxonomy places the organism in Eukaryota, Metazoa, Mollusca, Cephalopoda, Octopoda, Octopodidae. The record is from RefSeq and is a predicted model, not a curated record. Gene Ontology annotation, biological process: proteolysis.